CCUCGCAACUUUACCCUCAGUUCGUUCUCAGCGUCCAUCGCGGAGCCACGUCGCUCCGCCGCGUAACUUUACGAAACCGGUUAUUAUUUGAAAGUGCUAGGUGUGGCCUACCAGUGUUUUAUAGUGUGUGUGUUGGAUUUACUAUUAUCACAGAGUGCGCGCAGUGAGUGAGCAGGACAACGGAACCGGUCGAAGGAUACGUUUUUUUUUAAAUUGGUCUAGUUAUGCUGUGUUGAGUGUGAGUUUAAAAAGUUAAAGUUCCAAGAUGGCUGCAUUUCCCGCGUUUCUGCUGUUGUUCGUCGCCGUCGUUUCAGGCCAAAUCCAAAUAACGCCUCGCGAAGCAGUCCGGCAAGUCGGGGAGAGCCUCGACGUGUUGUGCAAAGUCAACUACCCCAUCUCGUUCUGUCGAGUGGAGAUCGGAAGAGAGUCCUACACAAUCCCCAGCAACUCCCCCGCCCCAGGAGACCCAACCUACUACGGCCGAGGUCUACGGGAGGGUGAAUGCGGUGCCCACAUCACGAAUAUAAAAGAGGCAUGGAACGGAGACGUGUACUGCUCAGUGCCACAACAGAUCGGGAGUCGGGAGAUCAAGCAGUCAAUGAAGCUCAUAGUUGCACGACCUCCUGGCAAUCCUGAGUUGAUGGUGUCGCCGCAACUGAACGAGUUGAAAGAGGGAGAGACGAUUCGGGCGGUAUGCAGAGUGCCGCGCGGGCGCCCUGCUGCCAACAUCACCUGGCAUUUAGGUGACGAAGAAAUCCUGAACGGCCUCAAGCCCCCCGUCGUCUCCAACUCCUCGGAGCCAGGACUGGAAGAUGUGACCCAGGAGCUCAAUAAGGUGCUGACGGCUGAUGAUGACAAGAAACAGCUGGCUUGCCGCGUGUCGCAUCUCGGACUCAAUAGGCCUCUCGAGGCCCGCAGACAGCUUGAUGUGCAGUACCCUCCUCGCCGCGCCGACGGCAACAGCGACGAACAAAUCACCAUCUUCGGCCUCAAGAUCCAAGAAGACGGCCGUCUCAACGUCACCGUCAGGUCCAACCCUGAACCCACGGUGGAAUGGAAGGUGUCAGAUGUUACCCUGGUGCCUGGGCACCCUAACAGCCACCCUAAUGAGAACAGCGUGUGGACUGCCCUCCAUCCACUGCGAUUGCCUCAAGACGAAACCCACGGGAGUGGCUACUACAAUAUCACCCUCGUCCUGUCUCCCGUCACCAGCGAGGAUGUCGAACGAAACUACUUCCUGACACUAUCGAACAAGCAUGGGGAGAAGCGGCUCAUGGUCAAGCUGAGCACCCUGGAGCAACCUGCUGGAAUGGAGCUUGAGGCCGGUGCGAUAGUCGGCAUCGUGGUCGGGGUCCUCAUCCUGCUGCUGGCCGUCUUCCUCGUGGUGUUCGCCAAGGCCACCGACAGAUGGUGCUUCGCAGGAGGCAGAGGACGCGAUCACACUAAGAACUCUGGAGAAUCGACGCCGGCGGGCGAUGUGCUUAUUGAGGGGUUCCCGCUGCCUUCUAGAACUAGCGACACGGAGAGUGCGGUCGGCGGGAGGCCGUCGCGGUUAGCGAACCUGGGGGCGCGUGUUCGAUCAGUGCUGCCGAGAGGGAAGGAUAAAGUGCAAGCUACGGAGCCACAGGCUGACAAGCCCUUAGCAGAAGAGAAAAAAGGCGUGGUGUACGCUGAGCUCGCUCUCGGCGAGCAGACCUCGGACAAACCCCAACCGCCCUCCACGGAGUACGCCGAGAUCGUGUACACCGAGCAGCCUAAAGAAACCAAGGAGACCAAGGAAUAAGGAAAGAAGCUCUUUAAACUGUAACGGGAAAAUGGCCGUCUACCAAAAUGCAAACCUUUGUCUCAUCGAAAUGUUAGACCAUAGACAAUAUCUUAUUUAAACCUUCGCGACACUGUCGAACCGAUUCGACUUGACUCGAUCGGAUCGACUGUCGCGACAGUGAAGAAACAUACUUGAUUAAAUAAAGUGCGAGAGUUAAUGGGAAAAGCAUUAGAAACGUACUUUUAUCACUGACAGAUUUUUUAUACACUACUUAAUGGGUCUGUCUGUAGACCUCGCGAAACCCCAUCCCCGUGGAUCCACCAUUUUGAAAAAUUUCCAAAAACUCAAUCGACAAAAAAAAAUCCAACCUACUCGCCAAUUUUCACGAGAAACGGUUAAAUGUGACCUGUAGACGAUAACAUCAGAACGAAAUAAUUUUUGACCAAGCUGAAACGAAGGCCUUCGCUAACGCUUGGUCAAUUAUAACAACAGUAAAAUUGAGAAAAGCAGGACCCGUUGACAAUUCAGAUUUUUCAAGUUUUCUAUGAUUCUCAAUGUAAAACCUGUAAAUGUUUUUUCGGUCAGUGAUGAAAGUAUUUUACAGUCGCCAUCAGAUAUAUCGGAGCAGCCAAGGUGCUCAAAAAUAUCUGACAGACAAUAGAUACGUGUUCAGAUAUUUGUGAGCGCCUUCUCCGCUCCGAUAUAUCUGAUGGCGACUGUACUAGCAUAAAGUAAGUAGAAAUACAAGAAAUGUAGUAGGUACAGCUAGGUACUCGUAAAAUCAUUAUUGCACUACCAUUUACAAUACACUAAUAGUGUAAAUAAAUAACUACAUUACAAUGUAAUUUAAAUACAUUCACUAUUAAGUGUAAUUGGAAGUGAAAAACGUUAAAAUCACAACUAAGCUCUUUAAUUUUAAAUUGCUACUAUAUCGAUAUUUUGCUGAAUUGAAUCAGCAACACAGAAAUAUUUAAUUCGUAAAUUGAUGCCAUUACUACUUAUCAUCUGUCAUUCAUAAAGUUAUGUGCAGUUAGCAUCAAACAGUCGAUAUAUUUGGCCACUUUGGUCGUAAAUAUUUAUUUGUGGUAUUUUCUAUAAAAAGGGACCUUAUUGUCGAUGGCGCUUACGCCAUUAUAAACGAUGCUCCGAUAAAUACAAUGCCGCGCGACGCUGUGCGGCGUAAGCGCCAUCGACAAUAAGGUCCCUUUUCAUAGAAAAUGCCCCAUUUUUUGCUGACUGUACUUUUAAAAUUAGGUGUUCCCAGUAUGAAGGUACUGAAACAUACUUAUUUUAAAUAAUAUUAAACAAAAUAUUUAUCAAAAAGAACAUUAAGGGACAUGAUAUGCAGAAAUUCAUAUAUUAUUCAUAUAUGACUGUUAUAGCUCUCAAAUAUAUUCAUCAAACAAUACAGUGCCUUGUGACAUCUUGAAACGUUUAUGUAAAAUUAGUAUUGGAAUCCACCGAGGAACGUAAAUUAUGAAUAUUAGUGUCUAUUAUAAGAAAUUGGUGUUAUUUAGAGUAAGUAAAAAACGAGCAUUUUGAAAGAUGAAUAGACGAGUUAUAUGAAAAUUAUAUGCAUAUAAUGUAUGCCUAGGUCAGUCGCUAAUGCCACUAGAAAAAAAUCUCAGAAAAAAACCAUAAAAAACUGACUUUUUUCAUAUUUCCCCUUAUGCUAGUGAUACUUUUGGCUCGCCUUAAGACUGGCUGAAAUAUGGUUUCAACAAGAAAUUAAUCAAGCAUCAAUCAUAAUUAUAAUAAAUACUUUUUAAUUAAAAAGUUUAGAAUAUGUCCAUAAAUAUAAAAAAUCUAUUUUUCAAUAAAAAUAUCUAAUAUUUGUUCCAAAAAUAAUAAAAUAUUAUACCUAGUAGUUUUUUUUACAGCGGUAACUCAUUUAUUUGUCAUUUAAAAAGCUCAAAAUAGUAAUCUCAUUUAUGAAAAGAGUGUGCUUUUUGAUAUUAUAGCUAAUAUUUUAAGUGUAUAAAAUAAUAUAAAAUAAUUCUAAUAUUUUAGCGUUCUGUAUUCAAGGGAUAUUUUAACAUGUUUUAAUUGCAUAAUUAUUAAACAAACGAAAAGACGAUAAAUUCUACACAGAGAGGUAACUUUACACAAUAUUUUUGUUUGUAUGAAGGUAAAUUGAAAUAAUCCAAAUGUCUAGAGACUGAUAGUACAAAAUGCACAAAUAAACAAUAUAAUAAACACUGAUUUAAACUUUCACGAUUUUUACUCAUUAUUAUUUACAACGACGGGACUUAAUCGCGUAAAAUAAGUAUUAAACCCACCUCCGACGUUUCGAGGACGGCGUUGUCCCCGUGGUCUCGGAGAAGACUACUAAAUUAGUGGGUUUAAUACUCAUUUUACGCGAUUAAGUCCCGUCGUUGUAAAUAAUAAUAAACAAUAUAAUAUACAAAUAAACAAUACUGGACUGCCUUUUUAAAAACUAAACCUAAUUUUUGUUGCCUAAAAUCCCCUAAGCGUAUAGUCACCUCAUCUGAUGUUACUCAAUGUGCGCACAAUUAAAAAAAAAACAUGUAUUAUUAACUAUAACUGAGCUCUUUUCUCAGAAAAUUAUACUUAAGCAUGUUGAAAAUAACCCUGAAUAUUUCACUGCCUUCGCAGAAACCAUUUUAGUAAUGUACAAAAUAUUAUCAUAUUAAGUUAAUAUUAAAAAUAUAUUAUUACCGAAACAUAAAAAUAUACAUGAUUUAUAAAUGCCUUCUAUUAAGCUGGUGUGUGUGAGGUUUUUAUGUAUAUUUAUUUUACAAAUGACAAGUUACAGUGUGUGUCCGAAGCUCCGAGGAUAUUGAAUUUCUCGGAGAUCGCGCGCGAAUUAUUAAUCGCAUUAGGCCUCCAUAUACGAUUUUUUUUUAUUUUUUUUUAUUCCAUGUUUGUAUGAAUUUACUGAUAUUUACAAAUAUUGUAUUUUAUAGAUGUUUUCACUUUAUAUUCGAAAUAAUCACUGCCUUUAAAAACCGUAAUUUUUGUAUUUUUAUACAUAUUAAUUAGUUAGUUCCUACAAUUAUCAAAAAUCUAUAUGAAUUCCUUUUUAUAAUAUGACAUGUGAAAUUAUAUAAAUACAAAAUGGACAAAAGUCCCAAUACAAUUUACGUAAGUAUAUUUUAUUUAUAAAAUUUGAUAAAUUUACUGUAGUAUUUAAUAUUAUGUGUAAUUUUAGACAAAAGCAGGGUUAUAACAUUGGAGGCUUGAAUCCAUUAUAAAUCCACGGUACAAAGUUAUUUUAAUUUAAAUAUUUUAAUUUAAAAAACUUUAUAUUUUGACGUGGUCACUGCUCUUUCUAAUACAAUGUGUCUCCACUCUCUGGACAUUGACCGAAAUCACAAGUAGCUCCUUCUCAGGAAUGUUCUAAUAUGGUUAAUUAUUUGUGCCAUUUUCAACCAAAAGGGUACUUAUUAUCGCUUGUCAGUAAGGCGUUAUUUCCAUAUAGCUUCAAUUAGAAAUCAACCUUAUCGACAACAGACAAUGUGGUACCUUUUGGUUGAAAACGUCACAUUUAAUUAGAUGAACAUUAAAACAUAUAUUUUAAAAAUUAAAUUAAUUCUAAUAAAUAGAAGCAUACUGUCGUACACAAUGACGAUAAGAUUAUACUACCAAUUACUACAAAAAAAAUACCAUAAUCGACACCUCCUAUUCAUGUAUGUCCAGACACAGACAUGUAGAGACACGUUGUAUAAGAGAUGGAAUAUUUGUAGGUUUAUUUUUAUGUUAUUCCGUCCAACAAUUUUAGGUUAUUUUAAUAUUUACCACUACGCAGGUGCUUAAUGUGUAGGUACCCUUAACAAUAAAUGUGCUGAAUUAAGGUAAAAUACUUACGUAUAGCACUAAUUUUAAAUUAAUUAAUCUUUGUAAUAUUAGGAGGCACCUACGGUCAAUAAAUUGUAUCUGUGCAACUUCGUACCUGUGUGGCUACCACCAGUUUGGCACAGACAUAAGCGCUAUCGAGAACGUAACACUUUCCAUGCAUCUCGCUCGUACUCGCAUAUUAGUGCGAGCGAGAUGUGUAAAAUGUAAAUUAGACGUUAGCGUUUAUGUCAGUUUUGACACUGUCAGUGACUCAUGGUACGGGUACUUGUCACGUGACAAAAUAUGAGAUCUCUACUAUCUCUACUAAGCUUUCCUAUUAAUUGUUAGAAAUCAAAUUCCUUGGAUGUACCUUGAGACAACCAGGACUGUAGGAUUCGUUGUCUAGGCUUUAUAAUUCUAAGGGUUUAUUGAAUUACUGCUAUACAUUAGUUUUUUGCCUAUUUUAAACUAUUUAUAUCACAAUUUUAAAUCUUAAACUUAAUGCAUUUUCUACAAUUUAUAUGUUUACGAUAUUUACAAGGUGCUUCAUGUAUUUAAACGCACAUUCAUAUUUGUUAAACUGGAGGUAUAAUUUUUUAUUUAAUUCGUACGAAAUUAUAUUUCCGUAGUUCUGAUGCAUUUAAAAAGUGGUAAAUUUUAGUUUUCCAUAACGAUUGUAUGAUGAUAUUUGCUGCAAAUCAGCGUUCUCAGCGGUAGAUGCCUUAAGGCGAGGUAGGCCGUGGGCGAUUUGUGAUUCCAUUUUCUAUCGAGAAAACAUAUGUAGCCAUGUAACCACUAAAUGAAACACCGAUAGAAAAUACCACAAAUUGGCCUGGGUUCUCGCCUCAAGGUAUUGGCUGCCGAAAACGCUUAUAUUUCGAAUGGGCAAUGUUUUUAACACCGUGAAACCAUCCAUUUUGCCAUGCAACAUGUUUCCUGUAUGCAACAUUUAUAGUCUGAAAAGAAAUAGAAGAAAAUAAAUGAGGGCACCACUUUCUACGUAACUGGCACGGAUGGUUUCACGGUACAAAAACUAAGUGUAAAACAAGAAUUCCCACUUUAGUAACGAAUCAGUUGUGCUUGUAUGUGGCUUCGGUUGUCUGUCUGUCUGUAACUCUAGGAAGAGGUACUUAAGGCCGCGAUAUUAUUAUAAUUGUAAUAAACUUGUGUCAUUUUUUAAA
Cydia strobilella is the source of this 6744-nucleotide messenger RNA. RefSeq names its product fasciclin-3 (gene Fas3). Gene Ontology annotation, cellular component: cell-cell junction; plasma membrane. The record is from RefSeq and is a predicted model, not a curated record. Lineage: Eukaryota; Metazoa; Arthropoda; Insecta; Lepidoptera; Tortricidae. The transcript is spliced from 14 exons. Gene Ontology annotation, biological process: cell-cell adhesion. Gene Ontology annotation, molecular function: cell adhesion molecule binding. Bases 266 to 1783 code for a protein of 505 amino acids.